Camelina sativa (false flax) is the source of this 1748-nucleotide messenger RNA. Its product is annotated as squamosa promoter-binding-like protein 2. The record is from RefSeq and is a predicted model, not a curated record. NCBI's taxonomy places the organism in Eukaryota, Viridiplantae, Streptophyta, Magnoliopsida, Brassicales, Brassicaceae. Gene Ontology annotation, molecular function: DNA binding. Gene Ontology annotation, cellular component: nucleus.
CCUCCACAUCUUCCAACUUGGUACUUAGCUUUGCUCACACCACAUGCUCCCUCUCUGUCUCUUCUCUCUCUUCUCUCUCUCUUCUCUUUUCAUUUUCUCUAUCUCUCUAGUUCUUCUCUCUCUCUCAUGUUAAGGCAACAAAUGGAAGCUUUACUCUAUUGACGACGAGAUCCUUCUCUAAUUGUCAGCUUUUGAUAAUGAAAUGGUGAAAGAGGGGUCCUACAUCUUGAAGGGUUUUUGCCCCCACAAUCCAAUGAAUGUGAAUUAUUGAUUUGGUGGUCAGUGUCUGAUGGAGUGUAAUGCAAAGCCACCGUUGCAAUGGGAAUGGGAAAAUUUAAUAUCUUUUGGUGCUUCAUCAGCUGAAACUCCUAGAAAGAUUAAACCAAUGGAGUGGGAACUUGAUGGGUUUGAUUGCACCUCUCUGUACUCUUCAAGCUUUGCUGCGGUAGCUUAUGGAGGUAGUUCAGGUUCUGACAUAGCUCAUGCUUUCUCCAAAAGCUCAAAGUCAGCUUCCAUUAGCUCUUCAUCAGCUGAAGUGAGAACAUACAAUUUUACAUCAGAAGCUGGUGAAAGUCUUCCAGGAGAAUUAGGCAGCAGUGAAGAGUUUGCCAAGGGAAUCAAUACUUCUCCAAGUCUUGAACUAUCCUUUGGCUCUGGUGAUCCGGUUCUCGGUUUAAAGCUUGGUAAGCGAACAUACUUUGAAGACUUUUGGGAAGUGGAAAAUGCGAAAGGUUUAGGACUUCCAGUGAGCCUCGCGUCAUCUUCUGUUUCUCCGGUGAAGAAAGCAAAACCCAUUUCUCAGAGGUUACAAACCCCUCACUGUCAAGUUGAAGGUUGUAAUAUUGAUCUCUCAUCAGCUAAAGACUAUCACCGUAAACACCGGAUUUGUGAAAACCAUUCCAAGUUCCCUAAAGUUGUCGUGAGUGGCGUUGAGCGUCGGUUCUGCCAACAAUGUAGCAGGUUCCACUGUCUCUCUGAGUUUGAUGAGAAGAAACGUAGCUGUCGCCGGCGUCUUUCAGAUCACAAUGCAAGACGUCGCAAGCCAAAUCCUGGGAGGACAUAUGAUGGGAAAGCACAAGUGGAUUUUGUAUGGAACAGAUUUGCACUUAUCCAUCCAAGAAGUGAGGAAAAUUUUCUAUGGCCAAGUUCGAAGCCCGUACCAUCAAGAGGGUUAAUGCAGCAACCUACAAAGACCGAAACUUCCAAUAAGCCAUUCACCCAGCACUGUGGAUUUGGAUUGUUGGACCACAAAACCAAAACCGCAAGAGCUGAGUUACUCAGUAAAGAAAAGGUCACAAUCUCUUCACACAUGGGUGCUUCUCAAGAUCUUGAUGGUGCUCUCUCUCUUCUGUCAAAUUCAACAACAUCAUGGGACCAACCGAGACGUUUUUCCCUUGAUCACCAUCCUACAAGCAACCUCCAAUCCGUGGCUCACCGGUCUGUGACUCAACUCAAUUCAGUGUCCAGCUAUUGGCAGCCGGAUCCACCGGCAGUUGAUGGCCCAACCACUCAGCAUAGAAAUGGGAUAGGCCACUUUAAUGAGAACUACUUCAGCUUGAACCAGUUCUAUAACUAAAUAUGUAUGAAUGCCUUCAAAUCCUAAUAAGAUAUUUUAUGUUAAGGAUUAGGCAAAGCCAGUGUUAAGUUAAGAUUGGAGCUGUGAAACUUGUAAGACACCAAAUCCUCUCUUCUUCUGUUUUGUUCAAGUAUUUUGCAUGGGUUAGAGAGCUUUGACAAUUGUUUUAAUC